Messenger RNA from Dalotia coriaria, 1011 nucleotides. RefSeq names its product Phytanoyl-CoA dioxygenase domain containing 1 (gene Phyhd1). The record is from RefSeq and is a predicted model, not a curated record. Bases 114 to 968 code for a protein of 284 amino acids. Lineage: Eukaryota; Metazoa; Arthropoda; Insecta; Coleoptera; Staphylinidae. The transcript has 4 exons.
AAAGCUUACUCAACGCGUGCGGAUACUGUUCAUUCACUUGGUACUAGUGCUUGGUUUGAACUCAAACAAGUAUUAUAAUUAAAUCAAUAAAAAAUAUAAUACACGCCACAGAAAUGACUCUUCUUGAAAAGUUCAACGCCGACGGAUUUUGCGUACUGGACGGAUUCCUAUCAUCGACCGAAGUCGACGAGCUCCGCGCCGAAUGUAAUCAACUAAUCAAAAACAUGCCGGCCGAAUCUGACCGCACAAUAUUUAGCACUGUCGGCUCGGAAACCAAACAAAACAAGGAGAAGUAUUUUAUGGACAGCGCUGAUAAAAUAAGCUACUUUUUCGAAGAAGGCGCUUUGGAUGAAAAGGGCGCGUUGAAAGUAGCACCAGAAGUAUCUCUGAAUAAAAUUGGCCAUGCCCUACACGUUUUAAAUCCCGUUUUUAAAAAGUACACGUUCAACGAACGCGUCAAAGAAGCAUGCUUUCAACUUGGUUUUAAGGAGCCCGCCAUUGCUCAGAGCAUGUACAUUUUCAAGAAUAAACAGAUCGGCGGUGAAGUUACGCCACAUCAAGACGCAUCCUACCUGUUCACGGAUCCUUUGAAGGUCGUGGGACUCUGGAUAGCGCUGGAUGAUGCCACGGUAGAAAACGGAUGUCUUCAGUUUAUCCGUGGGUCUCACAAGGGUGGUGUCCAUCGUCGUUAUAUUCGUAACCCUGAUAAAUCAUCGCCUGAGUUGAUGAUUUAUGAUAAACCAGCGCCGAUUUAUCCUAAAAAUCACUUUGAACACAUUCCAGUAUCCAAAGGUUCGUGUAUAUUAAUCGAUGGGAAAGUUGUCCAUGCUAGUGAACCGAACAAAUCAACGAAAUCACGACCGAUUUACACGUUCCACGUGAUCGAAACGAAAGAUACGAAGUAUUCGGAACUUAAUUGGCUUCAACCACCAUCGGAUAAUCCCUUCAUGAAAUUGUACCGCAAUUAAAUGUUAUAAAAUAAAUAAAUAAAUAAAUAAUUUUGUUACUAAA